UUCAAUUUACAAUUCAAUUAUUCUAGUAGGGCAGCCAUGGUGGAUUCCGUUUGCUCGGAUCCGCUAGCUGGUGAUAGAUGGCGUGAUAUCCGGAAACUAACAGAUAGACCAUCUGGCUAUGCUGUUCCAUGGUUUGAACCCGGGCCAGAGAACAUGGCGGCACUACAGAAAACUCGAGUGUUGGUGAUUGGCGCUGGUGGCUUAGGCUGUGAGCUUUUGAAAAAUUUGGCAUUAUCUGGUUUCCAAAACCUGGAUGUCAUCGAUAUGGACACUAUAGAUAUUAGUAAUCUCAACAGGCAAUUUCUUUUCAGGAUGUCUGACGUAGGGAAGUCAAAGGCUGAAGUGGCGGCCGCCUUUGUGCAAGGCAGAGUAUCUGGAUGCACAGUGACAGCACACAACUGCCGAAUAGAGGACAAACCUCCCUCUUUUUACCGGCAGUUCUCCUUGGUGAUCUGUGGCUUGGACUCAAUAGCCGCGAGGAGGUGGAUUAACGGGAUGCUGUGCGAUUUGGUGAUCGUCGAGAAUGGUCAAGUGGACACCUCUACAGUGAUACCACUUAUAGAUGGUGGGACCGAAGGCUUCAAGGGAAAUGCAAGAGUAAUCUAUCCAAGAUUGUCUGCGUGCAUCGACUGCACUUUGAACCUGUUCCCACCCCAGGUGAACUUCCCUUUGUGUACGAUCGCGCAUACCCCAAGGUUACCAGAACACUGCGUUGAGUACGUGAAGGUGAUACAGUGGGUGGAGGAGGCACCUUUUAAUGGAGCUUCGCUAGAUGCUGAUGAUCCUUCGCAUGUAGACUGGGUCCUGCAAAAAGCACUUGCCCGAGCACAGGAAUACGAUAUAAAGGGUGUCGAUCGCCGUCUAACACAUGGUGUAUUGAAAAGGAUUAUCCCAGCCGUGGCAUCCACGAAUGCCGUAAUAGCAGCUUCGUGUGCCUUGGAAGCCAUAAAAUUAGCAACAAACACCGCCAAACCUAUCGAUAACUACCUAAAUUUCACUGAUAUUGAAGGUGUGUACUGCGGAGUAGUGCAAAUGGAGCGAGAUCCAGAUUGCCCAACAUGUAGUAGUGGAUAUGUGCAGAUUCAGUGCCAGAAUGAUGACACUUUGCAGGAUCUCAUUGAUAAGCUUGUCGACAAGUUCCAGCUGAAAAAUCCUUCUUUGGAAACGGCCACGGACAAAAUUUAUAUGAUCAGUGAGCUCAUACCAGAACUUCGAGAAAAGAGUCUGCUUAACUUAGCACGCCCGCUUCGAGAACUUGUGUCAGCUGAUGAAGAUGUGCUCGUAGCUGACGAAGUAUUAUCAAAAUCACUGUCGAUUAGAGUCACGUACGCCAGGGAGGAACGACUCCCAUACGACGUUCUAGCAGUGGAGGUAGUUCCUAAGCAAACAUUCUCAAAAUGGGCGAAAGCGCCGACAACACAACCACUCAACCCUCGCGGACAGUGUCCAGAAUGUGGCAAGUGGACGACGGCCAUCUAUUUACACAUGGUCUGUUCCCACAAUUGGACCGGUGAACAAGUCGCUAAACUGAAGGCAGAAUUGAAAAAGAAGGAUGAGAAAACACUCGUCAAAGUAGAUGGGCACUACUGGUGCAAAAACUGUGGUGUUGGGUAUAUUUCAAAAAAUGCUCUAUAUGGACAUAUGGCUAGCUGCUGGAAACGGUUGAAAAAGCGCAAAAGAAGGAAGAAUGGGAAAAAGAAUGAGGUCGAGUACCACCCGCAACCGAAGAAGCAAUUGCCAUUCCGUCCACCAGUUCUUCCACCACUGCCAGAUCAGCUCAGCGAAACCGUAAGGGGUGCGGUACUGUGUCCCGUACCUCGAUGUGAAGGACGAUUUGCCAAUCAUGACAGUCUUUCUUAUCAUUGUAUGAUCGAGCACUCAGAGCUGGGAGCAGCAGGAACUCCGCAGAAUUUCGCUAUUCGACAAUAUCGAUUUGAGUCUAAGGAGGAAUACAAGGAAUGGCUUUGUCGACGUUGUGAAGAAACUUGCACAUCAUUUUCGACUAAGACAUCUAUGUGGUCUGGAUAUGCUAUGUAUCGCUGCAAUCGAGCUGGUACUUUCAAAACAUCUAGCUCUAUACGAGCCGGUACCUCAACGAAAAAAGCACAAACGCAUUGUUCUGCGUUUUUGAGGAUUAGUGAAUAUAAUGAUGGAAGCAUUGACGUAACUUGCUGUUUUGGUCAUAUUUUCCAUGAACUUGAUCCUACGGCUUUGCGUUUGAAUGAAAGGCAAUGCGGUGUCAUCCAGAAUCUACUAGAGCGAAAGAUGUAUCUUAGUGACAUUUGCGGUAAAAUGAGAGCUGAAUAUCCACCAACAAAUCGUUUACACUACACAACCGCUAAUGAUGUCCGAAAUCUUGCUCUGCGACUUGGAUUACCAAUCCGUUUAAAAGACAAGAUUCCUGUAAAACAUAAUAAAUCGCGCGAUGAACCGGAUGCUGAUGAUGGGGAGAUAGAAAUAUUAGAAGAUGAACCCGACCAAGACACCGCUGGAGGCGAUGAACCUCCUGCUGAUGGCGAAGAAACUGCUCCUGAAGGCGAGGAAAUUGUCAUCACUGAUGAUGAACUAGGACUCGAAUUGGAUGUGGAUGAUAAGGCAGUCGAAGGAGAGGAAGUUGCUAUGGAACAUCCACUCGAUGGAGAUGAAGAGGAAGCUGACGGAGAUGAAGUUGCCAUGGAACAUCACCUUGAUGAAGAUGAAGAGGAGGAAGUGGUGGAGGAAGAUGAUCCUGAAUAUGAAGAGCUGGAAGAGAUGGAAGCUGAAGAAAAGCCAACGACUUCCGCUGCUACCUCCACCGAAAGCGACAGCCGUCCAGGAAGAUCUCGACGAGCGCCACAGCGAUUUGCUUUUGAUUGAAUAUUGUUUCUGUAAAUUGUUAAGAUUGUUAAAUUGAAAUAAUUUUCAUUACAUUAUUAUAGUUAGCGGACCAGUACGGUUUCGUUUGGAGUUUGUGAUUUUGCUUGUCCUUUUGCUCGUACUGAUUAGCCUGCUCUUGUGAGUGAUGGUUAGGUUUUUAGAUAUUUGGG
Molecule: messenger RNA, 3026 nt
Organism: Cylicocyclus nassatus
Lineage: Eukaryota; Metazoa; Nematoda; Chromadorea; Rhabditida; Strongylidae
Source: the annotation of a GenBank genome assembly